AUGGGACGAAGCUACCGCAACCUUGGCACUUGCAAAAUUAGCAGGACCAGGGAGCUGAUCACAGCCGCAUAUGAGCUUGGAGUCGCCCACCCGCCCGGCUACCCCCUCUUCACGCUGCUGGCCAAACUGGCGACGGGGCUGCUGCCCCUGGGCUCCCCCGCCUACCGGGUCAAUCUCCUCUGCGGCUUGGUGGGAGCAGCUGCCGCCUCUUUGCUUUUUUACACGGUUUUCAGGCUUUCUGGCUCAUAUGCUGGAGGAAUCCUUGCUGCGGGGGUGUUUUCAUUUUCUCGUCUAACAUGGCAGUGGUCCAUCACGGCGGAGGUUUUUAGCUUAAACAAUCUGUUUGUGGGGCUGCUGAUGGCUCUCACCGUGCAUUUUGAGGAGGCAUCCACUGCAAAAGAGAGAUCAAAGAUCUCUAAACUUGGUGCCUUUUGCUGCGGGCUCAGUUUGUGCAAUCAGCACACAAUAGUGCUUUAUAUCGCUUGCAUUGUGCCUUGGGUUCUCUCCCGGCUUUUCAGAAAGACGGAAUUGUCCCUAGGCCAUUUGCUGAAGUUGGGUUUAUGCUUCUUGGCUGGUUUGCUGCCUUAUCUCUAUCUGCCGGCUUCGUCCUACCUCAGUCGAGCCCGUUGGACAUGGGGAGACCAGACGACUUUUCAAGGAUUUUUGACCCACUUUCUCAGGGAAGAAUAUGGGACAUUCAAUCUGGCCAAGUCCGAGACAGGAUCCAGUAUGAGAGAGAUGCUGGUUUUUCAGCUGGCGCAGAUGAAGUCGGAGCUCUCCCUUCCCGUCCUGGCCCUGGCACUCGUGGCCUGUGUGAGCACAGCACUGCCGAUGAAGCAGCAGAAAUCACCCGUGAUCUGGCUCUUUGCUGGAAUGUUCUGUCUUUAUUCCCUUUUCUUCGCUUGGAGAGCAAAUCUGGAUAUUACAAAGCCUCUGUUUCUGGGCGUGGUGGAGGUGUGGACAAAUUACAGUGCUUGUGAUCAGAGCAACAACUAUGUUAUUGAUAAGUUCGCAAGGAAUCUGCUGUCCUCUAUGCCAACGGGUGCUGUGGUCUUGCUAAGAGGAGACUUACCUGGGAAUGCUCUUCGUUAUGUUCAUUAUUGCGAAGGGAUGAGGCCAGAUAUCACCUUGGUGGACCAGGAGAUGAUGACUUACGGAUGGUACUUACCAAAGCUGGCAAAGCAUUUACCUGGCGUUUAUUUUCCUGGGAACCGGUGGAAUCCUGUGGAAGGAGUAUUACCCGAUGGGACACUUGCUUUUAAUCUGCAUCGUUUCCUCAAAGUAAAUAAACAUAAGGAAGUGUUUGUCUGCAUAGGUCUUCAUGAAGGGGACUCAACCUGGAGAAGGAGCUAUUCGCUCUGGCCGUGGGGUACAUGUGAAAAGCUGGUUCCUUCUGACGUUGUCUUUGACCCAGGAGAGUGGAUUAAUCUUACAAGAAAUCUCUAUAACUGGACUGAAGACUAUGGCAGUUUCAAGCCCUCUUCCUGGGAAGCGGUCGCCAACGAGGAGAUGUGGCAAGCCAGGAUGAAAACGGCUUUCUUUAUAUUUGACCUUGCAGAAACGGCCAGUGUGACUGCAGAAAUGAAAUCACAGCUUUACACAUUUGCAUACACUUCAUACAAAGAAAUUGUCAACUCUCAUCCAAAUCACCCGGUGAACUGGCACAAAAACUACGCCAUCGCCUGCGAGAGGAUGUUGCGUCUCCAUCGGGUGGAUGCGGAUCCCGAAGUGCUGCUCUCCGAAACUGUGAAACAUUUCCUUCUGUACACGGAGAAAGCGGAGGACGAUCCCCAGCAGCAGGAUAUUCUGCAGGCUGUGAAGCACCUGAAGAAAGAGCUGCAGGGGCUGAGGAAAAUGAAAGCAGAUCUGAGGCGGGGAGCUGGGUAG
This is a messenger RNA of Egretta garzetta (little egret), 1887 nucleotides long. It is a transcript of the gene TMEM260, whose product is annotated as transmembrane protein 260. The coding region runs from base 1 to 1887 and encodes 628 amino acids. NCBI's taxonomy places the organism in Eukaryota, Metazoa, Chordata, Aves, Pelecaniformes, Ardeidae. The record is from RefSeq and is a predicted model, not a curated record. The transcript has 16 exons.